AUGAUAUAAUAGAAUAAGUAUUUCUAAGAUCUAAAAAUAUUCUUAAACUCUCCACUUUAAUCUCAUUAGGUUCUCCACAUUGAUCUGAAUAAAAAUUAAAUUGGUGAUGAAGGAGCAUAAAAUUUAGGUUUUAGUUUAGCAAAGUGCACUAAUCUCUCAAAAUUGGUACUAGAUCUUAAUGAAAAUAAAAUUGGUGCAAUAGGUGUAUCAGGCAUAGGUUCUGCUUUAGAAAAAUGUAAAAAUCUUUCAAAUUUGACGCUUAAUAUUGAUAAAAAUUAAAUUGAUGAUAAAAGUGCAUCAUAAUUAGGUUCUGCUUUAGCAAAUUGCACUAAUCUCUCAAAUUUGACACUAAAUCUUAGAUGCAAUAAUAUUGGUACGAUUGGUGUGUAAGGUUUAGGUCUUGCUUUAGCAAAGUGCAUUAAUCUCUCAAAUCUGGAACUUAAUCUUGGGGUUAAUUAAAUUAAUGCAAUUGGAACAUCAAGCUUAGGUUUUUCUUUAGCAGAGUGCUCUAAUCUCUCAAAUUUGAUACUUUAUCUUUAGUCUAAUUAAAUUGGUGAUGAAGGUGUAUUAGGCUUAAGUUUUGCUUUAGGAAAGUGCACUAAUCUCUCAAAUUUAGAACUUUGUCUUUAGUUUAAUUAAAUUGGUGAUGAAAGUGUAUUAGGGUUAGGUUCUGCUUUAACAAAGUGUACUAAUCUCUCAAAUUUAACACUUGAUCUUGGAUUUAAUUAAAUUGGCAAUGAAGGUGCAUCAAGCUUAGGUUUUGCAUUAAGUAAGUUCACUAAUCUCUCAAAUUUGGAACUUAGCCUUGACUAAAAUUAAAUUGGCGAUGAUGGUGCAUAAGGUUUAGGUUCAGGUUUAGGAAAGUGCAAUAAUCUCUAAAAAUUAGUACUUGCUCUUAGCUACUUUCACUAAUUUAAAAUAAAAGUAUAAACGAAAUGA
Tetrahymena thermophila SB210 is the source of this 939-nucleotide messenger RNA. RefSeq lists its product as hypothetical. The record is from RefSeq and is a predicted model, not a curated record. Lineage: Eukaryota; Ciliophora; Oligohymenophorea; Hymenostomatida; Tetrahymenidae. Gene Ontology annotation, molecular function: GTPase activator activity; small GTPase binding. Gene Ontology annotation, cellular component: cytosol; nucleus; perinuclear region of cytoplasm. Gene Ontology annotation, biological process: activation of GTPase activity; nucleocytoplasmic transport. The transcript is spliced from 12 exons.